Micropterus salmoides (largemouth bass) is the source of this 1592-nucleotide messenger RNA. It is a transcript of the gene drc12, whose product is annotated as coiled-coil domain containing 153. The transcript is spliced from 6 exons. Bases 620 to 1213 code for a protein of 197 amino acids. Lineage: Eukaryota; Metazoa; Chordata; Actinopteri; Centrarchiformes; Centrarchidae. The record is from RefSeq and is a predicted model, not a curated record.
CAGAACUCCUCUGCGGGCUGUGAGGCGCACACGACACCGCUGACUGUCGAGAGGAAGUUGCACUUAAAACUGCGAAAGCUUCAUGGGCAUACACAGGAGGACCAUGGGUGAAUAAAUAUUGUAGGAAUUAACAUAGCCCAGUAUUUUUCUUGUCCUCUCCAACCCGCUGUGACGUAUAUGCGCAGCCCUUUCCUGUACGUCCCCUUCCGUUCACCCCCCCAAACUCCACGCCUUCCAUGUGCGCGUUCACGAACUAUGAAUGUAGUCGGGUGCGCGCCUCUGUCUGUACAGCAUUCAUACAACGGUGAAGGGAUGCUGAAUGCAGCCUUGAAUUCUCGCAGCGCUGGCCUUGGUCACCCUGACCACAAAGGACGCUUUGACAUGUCUCAAUAAAAGUAAGGAUCCAAUUACAUAGUCUGUGGAUAUGGGCAGGGGUGCCCCAGUCAAGUUGUGAUUGGCUGUUGUUAAAGUCAAUCAACUAUCAAUCAAGUUGGACCGUCAGUGGCCAAGGCAACUCACACAGCAACCAGUACCAUGCAACAAAGGCUCACCCCCUGUAUGUAGUGAGAGAGUCCUGUGAGUGUGUAGGUCUGAACAGGCAGCUUCACAGCAAGCAAACAUGACUCCAAAGAAAAAAACAAAAAAGACCUCAAAGAAGAAACCAGAAAAAAGUGAAAAUGACUUAGAAGUGAAGUAUAAGCGCAGUAUUCUGGAUAUAGCCAUCCUACAGGAUCACAUUGCUUCACAGUGUGAGUCUGUAAUAAAGGUCCAGUCCGAUAGAUCUGACCUGAGGAGAUGCAUGAGAGACAUGGAGCAGAAGCUGCAGCACGAGAGACAAGACCACAGGGAUGUCAACUCUGACCUCAGUCGCCAGUAUAAAACCAUGCAGCAAGAAGUGGCCAACAAGGUAAAGGGGCUGGAGAAGGAGGUCCGCCAGCUGACAGAAGAACUUGCUCUUUGUCAGGAGGAACUAAGAAAAGAGAAAAGAGAGCGCGAGCAGGUGGAACAGGAGAAGGGCGCCGCCAUAGCUGACCUCCAACACAAGCUGGACAAAAUGGAAACAGACUAUGAGAAGAUUCUGCACGAGACUCUAGACAGCCUAACUUCCCAGCUGUCUGUGACUCGACAGGGGCGGGCGGACAAGAACACAACCCUUCAUCAAAACUACAAGGAACUGCUCUCUGAGUUUGGCUUGAAUGCACUGGACAGCUAAAAAGAUAGGCCCCUUACAAAUGUGUCGCUCCUCUCGGCGAGACACAUUUGUUUAAUGUUGCAUCCACAACUUGAUUGUGUUUGAUCAGACCAUUGCAUCUCUGCAACUCAAAAUUUAGUAUGCCUAACACACCGAUGGAUGGAUGUAUAUAAUAUUUUGAGUUAUCUAUGCAAGUAUUCAGCAGUUCACCAUGUAGUGUCUGUAAUGUUGUGUAAUGCCCACUAGAUGUAGCAAAUGAGAUGGUGGCCUGAAUAUCCUUUUUUAAUAUUAUAGUAUGUAUUCUGUAUUUUAUAUGUGUAAAUACAUGGCAUACUUUGUUCUUUCUUUAAAACAAGACAUGCCUUAAAAGCCAAAUAAAAGUAUGUGAGGUCUACGCUAA